AAAUAAAAUUUUACAGUAUAAAGCUCAUAGUGUUAUAUUUGGCAACUCAUUGGCAUGGAUAUCAACCAAUAAUGUGGAUUUAUUAACUUGGUGGAAAGGUAAUUUUGGAGCUGUAGCACAUGAAUUAACAAAAGUCGCGGCAAGAGUUCUUUCUAUUCCUAUCUCAUCAGCUGCAGCAGAAAGGAAUUGGUCUACAUUUUCUUAUAUACAUGAUAAAAAACGAAAUAAAUUGACAAAUGAUCGCGUGUUUAAAUUAGUUUAUAAUUGA
Entrophospora candida is the source of this 268-nucleotide messenger RNA. NCBI's taxonomy places the organism in Eukaryota, Fungi, Glomeromycota, Glomeromycetes, Entrophosporales, Entrophosporaceae. The record is from the annotation of a GenBank genome assembly.